Daktulosphaira vitifoliae (grape phylloxera) is the source of this 714-nucleotide messenger RNA. RefSeq names its product TP53-regulated inhibitor of apoptosis 1-like. NCBI's taxonomy places the organism in Eukaryota, Metazoa, Arthropoda, Insecta, Hemiptera, Phylloxeridae. The transcript has 3 exons. The record is from RefSeq and is a predicted model, not a curated record. Bases 152 to 478 code for a protein of 108 amino acids.
UACAAGAUAAUUGUUUGGAAUCAUGCCUUAAAUUUAUAAGGAGUCGAUUUAUUGUAGAAUAUGAUAUUUUUUUAUACAUUUUAUUUUGGUAUUUGAAUUAAUUUUCGCUUUGAUUUCAAUAAAUGCAAUUACAUUUUUGUAAUUGUAGCUGAUGGAUGUAAAUAAAAAUUCAACAAAAAACAAAGAAGAUACUUCAAGUAAUUUAUGUUUAAGAAGACAUUUGGAUAGUUUUCAUCCAGACUGUAAUCAAUCUAAACAGCUUUAUGAUCAAUGUUUUCGAAAAUGGUUUGCUGAACAGUAUAUGACUGGACAACAUAAUAACACCUUUAAUGGAGAACAUGAUGCUUGUCAAAAAUUAUUUGAUGAGUAUACAGAUUGCGUAAAGAAAGGAAUGAAAGAGUAUGGGUUACAUUAUGAAGAAAUAGCAAUUUUCAACUUGGAGACAGAAAAGGAAAAAUCAAAACCUAAAAAAAAUUAAAAUACAUUUUGUUAAAUAAUGAAUAAUAAUAAUAAUGUUAAUAUUAGCAACUUAACUAAAAUUAAUGAAAAUGAAAGUAUAAAUGUCAAUUUAAACAUUAGUAAGUCUUGUAAAGAAACAAUAGAAAAUGUUGAUUCUUUAUCUCAGCUAGAAAAAGAUUUGGAUAGUAAAAUAGAAGAUUUACAAAAAAAGAAUAAGGAACGAAUACAAAUAAUGAAUGCACUUCAUUAUUACAA